AACCAUUUUUAAAAAUAUUAAAGAAUUUAUAGGUGUAAACAAUGUUUCCUUGUGUAUUUUAGGGGAAAACUCUCACCCAAACACAAAACAAAUUUCAAAUUUCCAAUCGAUUCUAGCCAAAUCAAUGGCGCACAACCCUUCACAGCUCCUCCCAUCAGAGCUGAUAGAUCGAUGCAUAGGUUCAAAGAUAUGGGUGAUAAUGAAAGGGGAUAAGGAACUCGUUGGAACCCUCAAAGGUUUCGAUGUUUAUGUUAACAUGGUUCUCGAAGAUGUCACUGAAUAUGAAAUCACACCCGAGGGGCGUAGGAUUACAAAGCUUGACCAGAUUCUGCUCAAUGGAAAUAACAUAGCAAUUUUGGUUCCUGGUGGUUCUCCAGACGCAGAAUGAACAUGAAACUGAGUUACAGGUAGUCUUUGAAUUGAUAUGUUGAAGGAUGGGGUGCUUUUUUAAACCCAUAUUGGAUUCCUUAACCUUUGUAUGACAUUCUAAAAACACUUUGGAAACAAUUAUGGUUUCUUGAUAUUGUUUUUUGUUCUCUUAUGUAAUAUCUAGUGGUUUGAUUAUGAUCAGGAUGUUCUGUA
Molecule: messenger RNA, 582 nt
Organism: Helianthus annuus (common sunflower)
Lineage: Eukaryota; Viridiplantae; Streptophyta; Magnoliopsida; Asterales; Asteraceae
Product: sm-like protein LSM5
Exons: 4
Coding region: 125-388 (87 amino acids)
Biological process (GO): mRNA splicing, via spliceosome
Cellular component (GO): U4/U6 x U5 tri-snRNP complex; U6 snRNP; Lsm1-7-Pat1 complex
Molecular function (GO): RNA binding
Source: RefSeq, a predicted model, not a curated record